AUGUCCGGCCAGGCAGGAUCAGAACCGUCAUGGCAAGACGAGAUCGAGUUCCGCCAACGGCCACCGACCUCAUCCACCAGUGAUUACUCGGAGCACUCAUUUCACAUGCGGUCCAAGUCUAGCGCCAAUGCUCUAAACAGCCCCAAACGCCUGUCCGUGUUUGGCUCGCGGACAAGGAGCAAUACCACCACCUCGACCACCAGGUCGCCUGCCUCGUCCACCUCCGGCGAGGCUCCCAUGCCGCCUCCCCACGAUGAAAAGCCCGCUCCAUCGGACAGCGUGGCUCGCUCAUUGCUUCUCCGGGGCAGCCGUAUUCUCCGCCGCCAAGGGAGCAAGCUGAACGUCGCUCCCACUCUGGACGAGGAAGAAGAAGGCGCCAAGACUUCGUCCAAGUUCGAGGUUCCCAAUAUCUUCCAGCGCCCGCAGAGAUUGAAGCGCUCGGAUUCUCACGAACAACUCAAGCGCAUCAUUUCAGAGCCAUACAACUUCCACCAUGUUACCCACACCAGUUCAAAUCAAUUUCACGCUCUGGACAAUACCAGUAACUAUGAGCUGGUGGACGAGUUCUCUGCCAUUCAAGCCUCCCAAACCCCAGAGCCGGGCCUGAGGGGGAUUCGCGCUCAGGACCUCCAUUCCGCAAACGCUUCAGCUGAGAACCUGCACGAAAUGGCAAUGGAAGACGAAAGAAACAAGGCUACCUCCCCCUCGGCCACGAGUCCUCCCAUAUCGCCGAAAUCCCCUGGAAGAAUCGAGAACUUCUCGCGACCAGUUUCGCGACUAAACAAGCCGCUUCCUCCCGCCCCGUCCAUGUUGCCGCCUCCCCGAAGCUCCUCGCGACAAGCUUACGUUGACAUUCCAGAACCGACAUCUCAGGCCAUGGAUGAAUAUCUAGGCCUCAAUUCUCAACUGUCCUUGCCCGACUAUCCGUAUACUCGUUCAGAGGAAGUUGAACUCCCGCGAAUGCAUGGAGCCGAGAUAUUCCACUCAGACGCUGACUAUCAAAUGUCUGCCCGUGAGGACGACGAUGAUGCACAGCUCGCAGCCGCCGUCAUCAACAGUUAUCUUUCUGAUCUGGAGGAUGUUCCCGAAGAGGAAGACCAGGAGGAAGAGGAAGCUCAAGAAAAGCAGGAGACCAAGGAUGAUUCUCAUGUCGAACCGAGUUCACCCAAGGACAACGGCCAGAAUAAGCCUCCCGCCCUCAAUCUUCUGCAGUCCGCUCCAAUCCGUCACGAAUCUGUGGUUGUGGUGCAAGAUCCCCAGCUGUCAUUCUCGGAAGAAUUGAUGUCUCCCACUUUGCCCCAAUUUCGGCCAAAUGCCAACAGUUCGCCAAUGUCUCAGGCGAGCGAUGCCAAAACCAUUAACCGGGAAGGAGGCUUUGAGGAAUUCUCAACUUCGUGGGACGAGGAUAUUGACUUUUGCUACGAGCAUGCUGCAGAGGCUGACUGUGAUUUUGACUGGAGUCGGUCUUCCUUGGACAUGUCGAAAUCUCCUGUGAAAGAUGCUGCGUCGGGUAUUAACAAAAGGUUGACUGUCGUCAAUUCCCUGCCUCUAUCAAUUCCAAACACCCCAGAUCUGGACCCUGGCUCGGCCCAGUCGAUCUUGACUCGGUCCCACGAGGCCAUCACUCCCCUGAGUGAGGGCGCCACACCUGUCGAAUUUUUUCCUGCUAAAGCUCAAGACAAGGAAUACCUGAAGCUCCAGACGAAUGUGAUUGGGGAUGAGCCUAGCUAUGAAGAGUUGCUUGCCGUUCAAGACGACAGUGACGGACAGUUUCAGUACUACACCCAGCGCAGAUCAUACUCGGUCGAUGUCCCUGUUUCCCCACGCAGCAGCUAUUCGCCCAUCAGCAAAUGCAACUCCCAAGAGAGUGUGAUGCUGUCGCGCGCUGCCUCGAUCGUCCGGAAGCACCGCUCUUCGACUUCGACGACAAGCGUGCCGGAUUUGGUGCCUAGCGCUAAUAGUAGCCGCGAGAAUACUGCUAAAGAUAGCCUUGAAUCGUCGGAGCAUGCCACGUCCGCACCAGUUCCCGAAGCCCCUCGGACUGGAUUUUCCUAUCAUCGCCAAGUGAAGAGCCUGGCACCUGAGAUCAACCUGUUCUCCAACAUCGCUGCCGCGCGUGGCAACGGCAGCAUCGAUGUGAUUGUCGACAUGCCUUAUCCUUUGGCAUCGCCGGUCCACGAUCGAACCAAGUCAGCCUCUGCUGCUGAUCACCACAAGAACAUGAAAAUGCAUCAGCGUCCAGAAGGACCUCCUGCAGCUUCACGGCCAAUGUCCUUGGCCCAAAAGAGGAAGAGCCGAGCCGGUUACUCUCUCUUCCCUACUGGGAUGGCGGCAUCCCAGCGAUAA
Molecule: messenger RNA, 2346 nt
Organism: Talaromyces rugulosus
Lineage: Eukaryota; Fungi; Ascomycota; Eurotiomycetes; Eurotiales; Trichocomaceae
Exons: 2
Coding region: 1-2346 (781 amino acids)
Source: RefSeq, a predicted model, not a curated record